AUGAUAAGAAUUAAGAUGAACGAGAUGAUUUACUUGAUAGUGCUGUCAAUGAUAAUAAUAUCGGUGAUGUCAGCGAGAGAACCGAAGCAGAUCACUUUGGCGAAUCAAGGAACGAUAGCAGGGAUGUAUAUAACAAGGUUCAGGACGAAGAGAAUAGCAGCAUAUGUGGGCAUACCAUAUGCUCAACCUCCGAUAGACUUUAGACGUUUUGCACCACCGGAGUACACAGAUCUGCCAAGCUGGGAAGGAAUGAGAAAUGCUACAAUUUACGCACCGGAUUGCAUGCAAAAUGAUCCCAAAAAAGAAGAUAUACAGCAUCCGUUGAAUAAACACGAUGAGCUGUUUACUAAGUUGCUUGAGUCUCAAAUGGAGGAGCCGCGGAAAAAAGAGUACUCGGAGGACUGUUUGUACCUCAAUGUUUAUGUACCAGAUGACUUCAAGGUCGAAGGUUACCCCGCUAUGGUGUGGUUUCACGGCGGAGACUUCGUGAGAGGCAGCCCUAACAAUAUAAACCCCUUUCAACUAGUACUAAAGCAAAAGGUAAUAUUUGUGUCUGUCGCCUACCGUUUGAAUAUAUUCGGAUUCUUCUCAACACUGGAUAACGAAGCUCCGGGAAACUUUGGCUUGUUAGACCAAGUAGCAUCUUUGGCUUGGGUCAAAAAUAACAUCGCAAAUUUUGGGGGAGACCCCGACAACGUUUGCAUAUUUGGUCACGAUGCCGGCGCAGUUAGCGUAGGCCUUCAUUUGCUAUCUCCAUAUUCAUCAGGUCUCUUCCAAAAAGCUAUCGCUAUGAGUGGCAACGUCUUAUCCCCUGAAACUGUGAACAUUGCAAGAAAAGAAAUGAUAACCGUCGAUAAAGUAGCAAGCGCUUUCAGUUGUUUUCGCAAACCGACAUUUCAGUUACUGGAUUGCCUGAGAAGAGUAAAUUAUCAAGCGUUAUUAGAUAUCGGUGAGCCGUUAGCAACGUGGAAACCUAUCGUUGAUAGUGGAUUUAGUAAUAUCACCCAACCCUUUAUAACCGAUCAGCCGAGGAAAUUGUUCAGUGAUGAAAUAUUUAGCCCAGUACCUGUUUUGACGGGUUACACUAACAUGGAAGAUGGCCUUCUUCUCGAUAAAGGAGAGGAUUCUGGCAUCAGUCAAAGAGAGUUUGACAUCAUGCGCGAGGAAGUAAUCCUAUCCGAUAUUACUGUGGAUAACAGUUCGUGUUUCACCAAUCAGCAUCAUAUACAGGACGCCGUCGAGUUCUUUUACAAACCGAUACCUCCAACGACCAAUGAAACAAUUCUUCGAAAACAAUUUUUGGACUUUUACACUGAUAAAGUUUACGGGGCCACGACCUACCAAUUAGCGAAGUUUAUUAGCAAACACGCUCCAGUUUAUCUGUACAGAUUCGAUUUGAAACCUUUCUCGGACGUAGCCAACGAGGAUAUACCGGAUUGGAUCGCAGUGCCACAUAAUUUCGACUUAAUAUUCACAUUUGGCUUACCGUAUUUAGCAUUACCUGAAGACUUCAACAAAUGGGACUACAGAGAUAAGAGCAUUUCGGAAAUUAUCAUGAAAAUGUGGACCAAUUUUGCAUGGUACUCCAAUCCAACUAAUUCGGGUGUUAUUAUUCAAUGGGAUACUUUUGAAAUCGAAAGGCCCGGGUUUUUUAUAAUCGACAGACAGAAUUUCACUAUGAGCACGGCUGCGACUGUUAAUUAUAAAGCUUUUGAGUUCUGGACAGAUUUUUAUCCUAAAGUUUUAGAAAUCGGCACAAAGUGUUGUAAAGAACCCAUGGCAUUUAAACAACUAAUGUUGGUGUUGAUGGUACCCGCGUGGCUGGUGGCGGGUCAACGACCUUCAUUCGCCGGCUCCAGACCCAUUGGAUAUCCCGAAGUAGCGUCACCUUCUGAUGCGCUGGGAAACCGUUUCGGAGACGACUCACCACUGCCAGUAGAAGCCAAAGGCGACCGUGCGCUUGUGGAGCGUCUCAGCAAGCUGCCAAUCGACAAGCAACCCUUCUGGUUCAUCAACUGGAAGGCUAUAGAGGAGAACAGGAAGAAUCCCCAAACAUACCCACAAAGAGAAAACUCCUUCACUAACCAAGGGAACUCUGGUCAGCCUCAAUCGACGAACUUUCAAACUAACCCCCCAAAUACUCAAUCAAAUUCUGGCGCAAACUCUGGCUUAACCUCUAAGUUUGGUGAAACUAAUAACGGGGCGAAUGUCAACUUUGCGUCAAACCCUGCUGGGAAUUUCGCUAGCACUACAAACGGUUAUCAACCAUACCAAGGCUAUAAUAACCACCAAACACGAGGUUACUUCUCUUCCGAUAAUAAUAACGGAUGGCAGUGGCAUUAAUAACUCAAGACACAUUUAGACUUAGACAUUUUGUGAAAGGAUAUGUUUUCUUUUGUAAUAGCGAUCAAUAUACUCAAUGCAUGCGCCAUAAUUAUUUAGUCAUAUAUUGUUUUUGUCAUAAUUAGGACCUUUUAUAUAGAAACCAAUUUAGCGAGCAAUGGGGAUGAUGACUAGGUUUGAAUAUAUUGAUUUUUAUGAUACAUUCGGGUAAAUAGUGUCAAUGUUAACUAAUUUAUACAUAAAAAGCAAAGAUUGUUUGGAUAUUUGCAAAAUAAAUGAAAUUAUAAAAUUUCAUGAUCUAUUAAAAAUCUUUUAUCGUAAUUAGAUGAAAAUUCAUACAGUUUUAGCUUCCUUACAAUAAAUGUGACAUUUUUUAAUAUAUGAACUAUAAACAUAAACGCACAAAUAACAAAGAUAUUAGCAAAAGUUUGAACGCUCAUACAAAUCUAACGAUCAUUACAUUACCUACGACGUCAUUAGUUCGUGCCAUUUUGUAUGGGGCGUUUUUCAGGGAUCCGCGGCAGCGCCGCAAAUCUGACCCUUUAAAUCCCUGUAGCUCCGAAAGUAAUGAUCGCAGAUACCCUGUUCCUUUUACAAAAUUGCUUUACUAUUAGCAUACUCUUAAUUAAAUACAAUUUAAAAAACAGUCAUCAUCCCUAUUGACCGCACGUGACGUUAUUUUAUAUGUCCCUCUCGAACAGUAUAAUAUUAUUCUGGAUGAAAGAAAUUCUGAGUUCUCCUGACAACGUGUUCGUAAAAUUUAUGAUGAUAGGUUGAGUGACAAAUAAGCUUACUCUAGAAUCUAUGAAAGUUUUUUUAUAUACGUUUUUUUAUAUUUUUAUUAAAAUAUUUAAUAAGA
Bicyclus anynana (squinting bush brown) is the source of this 3202-nucleotide messenger RNA. RefSeq names its product carboxylesterase 1C. NCBI's taxonomy places the organism in Eukaryota, Metazoa, Arthropoda, Insecta, Lepidoptera, Nymphalidae. The record is from RefSeq and is a predicted model, not a curated record. Gene Ontology annotation, biological process: presynaptic membrane assembly; modulation of chemical synaptic transmission; postsynaptic membrane assembly. Bases 1 to 2343 code for a protein of 780 amino acids. Gene Ontology annotation, cellular component: postsynaptic membrane; synapse; cell surface. The transcript is spliced from 5 exons. Gene Ontology annotation, molecular function: neurexin family protein binding; signaling receptor activity.